GUUGCAGCCUCCGUUUGCAUUUUGAUGGUUGGCUUAAGUAAUUAUUAAUUAUUAUUCCGUCGGCCCCGGAUAAGGCGAUGCUGACAAAACCAAAAUGCAGAGGCCAGAAUUUCCAUUAGCAAAGGAGAUAUUAAUGCUGUAAACUCAGUUACCAUGUAAAAUUGGAUUAAAUGCUUUAUAAAUUGCAAUUAAAGUUAAAAUAGAUGGAUGUAGAGUCUUGGGAGUUACGAUUUACCUUGCCUUUCAUCCCACGCCAUGAAUCCCAUAAAGCAAUAAAACUUGCCGUUUCUUUCUUCCUUCUUCAUCGUCUUUGAAUCCACACCCACGUCUCUGCCAUGGACACCAAAAACAAGGAUGUUAUUCGAUUAGAGCGUGAAUCCGUCAUCCCCAUCCUAAAGCCCAAGCUCAUCAUGACUUUAGCCAACCUAAUUGAACAUAGUUCUGAUCGGGCCGAGUUUUUAAAGUUCUGCAAGAGAGUUGAGUACACGAUACGAGCUUGGUAUCUUCUCCAAUUUGAGGAUUUAAUGCAAUUAUACUCCCUCUUCGACCCUGUACAUGGGGCUCAGAAAUUGCAGCAGCAAAAUUUAUCUUCUGAAGAAGUAGAUGUACUUGAACAGAAUUUCUUGACAUAUUUAUUUCAGGUGAUGGAGAAGAGUAAUUUUAAGAUUGCUACAGAUGAGGAGAUUGAUGUCGCACUUGCAGGGCAAUAUCUUCUUAACCUUCCCAUAAUAGUUGAUGAAUCUAAGAUUGACAAGACACUUCUGAAGAGAUAUUUUUCAGAGCACCCCCAACCAAACCUUCCUGAUUUUGCUGAUAAGUACAUUAUCUUCAGACGUGGGAUAGGAAUUGAUCGUACAACGGAUUAUUUUUUCAUGGAGAAGGUGGAUAUGAUCAUUACACGUCUUUGGACAUUUCUUUUAAGGCUAACACGAUUGGAAAAACUUUUGAACAGAAGAUUAAGAGAACGACAUAAGAAAGAGCCAAAGAAGGAUGAUGAAAUUAACCCUGAAGCAGACAGUGAAGAUUUGUUUGUUGAUCGGAUCCGUCUUGAAAAUAUGGACCUAAGCAGCAUGUCUUUCCUAAACUCUGGCGGUGUCAUUAGUCAAUUACUUGCUUGUUCUGUAUUAAGCAGCAUCAAGAAAUUGGUGAGCAAGACUACAAUCCAAGAGCCUACUUUUGAUAGGAUUAUUGUUGUCUACAGGAGAGCUAGCCCCAAACCAAAUAUGGAUCGAGGAAUAUACGUAAAACAUUUCAAAAAUAUUCCAAUGGCAGAUCUGGAAAUAGUCCUUCCUGAAAAGAAAAAUCCAGGAUUAACUCCCAUGGACUGGGUCAAGUUCCUUGCCUCUGCUGUUGUGGGGCUGGUUACUGUGUUUAGUUCUCUUCAAAUGCCUACAGCUGAUCUUUGGGUCAUCUUUGCCAUUUUGUCAACUGUGAUUGGUUACUGCGCUAAGACAUAUUUCACGUUUGAAGCAAACAUGGCUACAUAUCAGAAUUUAAUAACACAGUCCAUGUAUGACAAACAACUCGAUAGUGGAAGGGGCACUUUACUUCACUUGUGUGAUGAUGUGAUUCAACAGGAAGUGAAAGAGGUAAUCAUCUCAUUCUUUAUACUAAUGGAGCAAGGUAAAGCCACCAUGGAGGACUUGGAUCUAAGGUGCGAGGAACUAAUUAAAGAGGAAUUUGGGGAGAGCUGUAACUUUGAUGUGGAUGAUGCAGUUGAAAAGCUAGAGAAGUUGAAAAUUGUUUCUCGGGAUUCUAUUGGACGAUUUUAUUGUGUUGGACUGAAACGUGCAAAUGAGAUUAUUGGUGUAACCACUGAGGAACUCGUGCUGAAGGCAAGACAGGGUUCUAUUUCAGCUUAAUGCUAUGCUACCUUGGAUGGUGAGUGGAGGAUAUACAUGUAUGAACCUGAGUCACGUGUUAAUGAGGUUAUCAGAACCCUAAAAUCCUUGCUUCAUAUCAUGUGACAUGGGAACUGGGAAGACGUGGUCCGGCAAGCAGCUAUGCAGUUGUGCAUAUUGUUGAUUUUAAUGUGUGUAUUUCCUUAUCUCAAUUUGAGGGUUUCAUUUUCUGUCAUCUAUGUGCUGUACAUUAUAUUUUGGGGUAUGUGGCAUGCAUGUUGUAGCUUCAUGAAAAUUGCUAACUUUGUUUAUAUUAUGCAUUGAGAUGUUUGUUUGGAAGCACGAGUUCCAGAAUCUAGAAUGUUUGAAGAACACCGUGAGAAGCAGCCGAUCUAACCUCUAGAAUGAAACAGAGGAGGUUGGUUUUGAUCAUAUAUAA
Molecule: messenger RNA, 2280 nt
Organism: Gossypium arboreum
Lineage: Eukaryota; Viridiplantae; Streptophyta; Magnoliopsida; Malvales; Malvaceae
Exons: 16
Coding region: 336-1862 (508 amino acids)
Source: RefSeq, a predicted model, not a curated record